Aspergillus costaricaensis CBS 115574 is the source of this 6900-nucleotide messenger RNA. Its product is annotated as ATP-dependent RNA helicase BRR2. Gene Ontology annotation, molecular function: ATP hydrolysis activity; nucleic acid binding; ATP binding. Gene Ontology annotation, cellular component: nucleus. The record is from RefSeq and is a predicted model, not a curated record. Bases 199 to 6843 code for a protein of 2214 amino acids. The transcript has 3 exons. Lineage: Eukaryota; Fungi; Ascomycota; Eurotiomycetes; Eurotiales; Aspergillaceae.
CUCAAACUCCUCCAAUUCCUCCCAAGCAGCUUGCAACCUUGCGCCGACCCCUGUGCUUGUUUGCUGCCGGAGGAUGGUCCAGGUGUCUCGACGCGCCGGCUGAACCUGAGCUCCACCGAGCCCAGUCGACACAUUACCGUCGCAGCACGUUCGCUUUACCAUUUGUUCUAUUGUUUUUUGUUAUAAUAUACCAUCAAAAUGGCGGACCAGAAUAUUUCUCAAUAUAAGUACUCGGCGAUGUCCAACCUGGUUCUCCAGGCGGACCGUCGUUUUAUCUCUCGCGUCAACGAUGAACCCACCGGAGACCCAGAGUCGCUCGCUGGUCGCAUAAGUAUUCGGGAGAUGGGCGGCAGGAUGGCGCGUGAUGAUGCGCCUAAGACGAAGAAGAAGACUGUCGGCCCGACGGACAUUGAACGCGGUGCGAUUCGAGAGGGUGAGGAUGUGCUUGCCCGUGAACAGAGGAAGACCCAACGGGGUCAACCGGCACAACUACGAGGCCAGGGGAUUCUCUCUGCCGCAGAUGCCCUCAUUGAGGGCCUCAAGUACCGUCCCCGCACGCCUGCCACCCGAGCUACCUACGACCUUAUUCUCACCAUGACCGCGACCCACCUUGGCGACGUCCCCCACGAAGUGGUCCGAAGUGCCGCUGAUGCAGUGUUGGAAUUGCUGAAGGAUGAAGAGAUGAAGGACUUCGACAAGAAGAAGGAGAUCGAUGACCUGCUCGGAAGCUCGAUGAACCCCAAGGAGUUCAAUGAGCUCGUCAACCUCGGCAAGAAGAUUACAGACUACGACGCGCAGGACGAAGAUGAAGAAAUGGGCGAAGGUUUGGAAGGUGAAGGUGAAGGCGAACUUGAUGAGCGCCAAGGUGUUGCCGUCGUUUUCGAUGAGGAGGAUGAGGACGACGAGCGCAUGGGUACUGUGGAUGAGAUACGCGAUGACGACGAACUGUCAGAGGACGAAGAGGCCGACCAACAAGAAGCUACUGGAAUCGACGAGACAACCACUGAGAAGGCGGAUCUCGAUGGUCUUGAGGAGGCCGAAGAGAUGGUAAUAGAUGGUGGCCUGGGUCGGGAUGCAGAUCGACGAGACAAGGGAUCAACGGUACCUGCCCGGGAGAUCGAUGCCUACUGGCUUCAGCGUCAAAUCGGUGCCGCAUAUUCCGAUGCCCACAUACAGCAUGAAAAGGCUACACAAGCACUUGAGAUCCUUGGUGGUCAGGGCGAGGACGGCGCGGAGCGGCCGCUACGUGAUGUUGAAAACGACCUGAUGGAAUUGUUCGACUACGAGAACCCCGACCUUGUCGCCAAAUUGGUCACCAACCGGGAUAAGAUCGUUUGGGUCACUCGCUGGCGUCGAGUGGCCGAAGACGCAGACGCCCGCCACCUGGUAGAGAGUGAGAUGGUCGAGGCUGGACAUCGCCAGAUUCUGGACGAGAUCCGGGGUAAAUCAACUCGUUCCGAAGGUGCAGGUCGGCCAGAGAAGAAGAUCAAGCUGGAUUUGAUGGAUGUCGAUGUCCCGAGUGCACCUCAACAACCCGAAGAGAAGCCUACAGAGGGAGGACUGGUGAGGGGCUUGCAGCCGAAGAGGCUGAUCAACCUGGAAAACCUCGUCUUCCACCAGGGCAACCACUUGAUGACGAACCCUAACGUCAAGCUACCACAGGGCUCUACGAAGCGGACGUUCAAGGGCUAUGAGGAGAUUCAUGUGCCUCCUCCGCAGGCAAAGAGAGAGCCAGGGGAGAAGAACAUCCCGGCUACCGAACUGCCCGAGUGGGCUCGUAUCGGCUUUGGUAGUGCGAAGGAGCUCAAUCGGGUCCAGUCCAAGUGCUUCCCAUCUGCGUUCCAUGACGAUGGAAACAUGCUCGUCUGUGCUCCCACAGGAUCAGGAAAGACGAACGUUGCCAUGCUCACAAUUCUCCGCGAAAUCGGAAAGAACCGCAACCCUGAAACCGGUGAGAUCAUGUUGGAUGACUUCAAGAUCAUCUACAUCUCCCCGUUGAAGGCGCUGGUUCAGGAGCAAGUCGGAAACCUCGGCAAGCGACUGGAGCCGUAUGGCAUCAAGGUUGCUGAACUCAGUGGUGAUCGCCAGCUCACCAAACAGCAAAUUGCUGAAACGCAGAUUAUUGUGACCACCCCCGAGAAGUUUGAUGUCAUUACAAGAAAGGCAUCGGAAACGAGCUACACAAGGCUCGUUCGUCUUAUUGUUAUCGAUGAAAUCCACCUUCUUCACGACGACCGUGGUCCUGUCAUCGAGAGCAUCGUCAGCAGAACAAUUCGCAAGGUUGAACAGACCGGUGACCCUGUGCGAAUUGUUGGUCUCAGUGCUACUUUGCCCAACUACCGUGAUGUUGCAAGCUUUUUGCGCGUCGAUCCCCUCAAAGGUCUCUUCCAUUUCGACGGGUCUUAUAGACCAUGCCCGCUGAAGCAGGAGUUCAUUGGUGUUACCGACAAGAAGGCUAUCAAGCAGUUGAAGACAAUGAACGAUAUUUGCUAUAACAAGGUGCUUGAGCAGGUUGGACAACGAAGGAAUCAGAUGCUUAUUUUCGUCCACUCCCGAAAGGAGACCGCCAAAACCGCCAAGUACAUCAGGGACAAGGCUCUUGAAAUGGAGACCAUUGGUCAGAUCCUGCGAAGCGAUGCUGCAAGCAGAGCCAUCUUGGCCGAAGAAGCCGAGACCGUGGACGAUCCUUCCCUCAAAGAUCUUCUGCCCUACGGCCUCGGUAUCCACCAUGCUGGUCUGAGUCUUGCGGAUCGUGAUUCAGUUCAGGCUCUGUUCAGUGAUGGUAGCAUUCAAGUCCUUGUGUGCACGGCAACUCUCGCCUGGGGUGUCAACCUGCCUGCUCAUACCGUCAUCAUCAAGGGUACUCAGAUCUACUCGCCUGAGAAGGGUAGCUGGGUUGAGCUUAGCCCUCAGGAUGUUCUCCAGAUGCUGGGACGAGCUGGACGACCUCAGUACGAUACAUUCGGUGAGGGUAUUAUUAUUACUUCGCAGACCGAGAUUCAGUACUAUCUGUCGCUUAUGAACCAGCAGCUGCCGAUCGAGAGUCAGCUUAUGAGUAAGCUUGCGGAUAAUAUGAAUGCUGAGAUCGUUCUUGGCAAUAUUCGCACGCGCGACGAGGGUGUCGAUUGGCUGGGAUACACUUAUUUGUUCGUCCGUAUGCUUCGUUCACCCGGAUUGUACAGCGUUGGCGCCGAUUAUGAGGACGACGAGGCACUGGAGCAGAAGCGUGUCGAUCUUGUCCACUCUGCAGCAGUCAUCUUGGAGCGGGCAGGCCUUGUCAAGUAUGACAAGAAGACAGGACGCCUGCAGUCGACUGAGCUUGGACGCAUCGCCUCUCAUUACUACAUUGGCCACAACUCCAUGUUGACGUACUCUCAGCACAUCCAGCCCUCCAUCACGCCCAUCGAACUCUUCCGUAUUUUCGCCUUGAGUGACGAAUUCAAGUACAUUCCAGUCCGUCAAGAUGAAAAGCUCGAGCUUGCCAAGUUGUUGGGACGUGUGCCUGUUCCCGUCAAGGAAGGCAUCGACGAGCCUCACUCGAAGAUCAAUGUUCUACUGCAGGCCUAUAUUUCCAGACUCAAGCUUGAGGGGCUGGCUCUUAUGGCAGAUAUGGUUUAUGUCACACAGUCGGCUGGUCGUAUUCUCCGCGCCCUGUUUGAGAUUUCCCUGAAGAAGGGCUGGUCAUCUGUGGCCAAGACGGCUCUCAACCUCUGUAAGAUGGCUGAACGACGGAUGUGGCCGACGAUGACGCCGCUGCGUCAAUUUCCCAACUGUCCUAGAGACAUCCUGCAGAAGGCUGAAAGAAUCGAUGUGCCAUGGGCUAGUUAUUUCGACCUUGAUCCUCCUCGCAUGGGUGAGCUUCUCGGUAUGCCGAAGGCUGGUCGUGUUGUCUGUGACCUCGUCUCCAAAUUCCCUCGCUUGGAAGUUCAAGCGCAGGUUCAGCCUGUCACUCGUUCUAUGCUCCGGGUUGAGUUGACCAUUACUCCCAACUUUGUGUGGGAUGAGGCGCUCCAUGGAAACGCACAGGACUUCUGGAUCUUGGUCGAAGAUUGCGAUGGAGAGGAAAUUCUAUUCCAUGAUCAGUUCCUUCUCCGCGGAGACAUUGCGCAGUCCGAGAUGAACGAGCACCUUGUCGAAUUUACUGUUCCGAUCACCGAACCUAUGCCCCCCAACUACUUCAUCUCGCUCGUUUCGGACCGUUGGAUGCACUCGGAAACGAAGAUCGCUGUUUCUUUCCAGAAGCUUAUUCUUCCGGAACGCUUCCCCCCGCAUACUCCUCUCUUGGAUAUGCAACGUGCUCCUGUCAAGGCACUGAAGCGCGAUGAAUACCAGCAACUGUACUCUGAGUGGCAAUACUUCAACAAGAUCCAAACACAGACCUUCAAGUCUCUGUUCGAUACGGAUGACAAUGUCUUCAUCGGUGCUCCUACCGGCAGUGGCAAGACUGUUUGCGCAGAACUUGCGCUGCUGCGUCAUUGGGCUCAGGAAGACAGUGGCAGGGCCGUUUACAUAGCCCCGUUCCAGGAGUUGGUUGACCAACGUCUCGCCGAUUGGGAGAAGCGACUGAGCAACGUCGCCGGCGGGAAGACUAUUGUGAAGCUUACUGGCGAGACGACUGCCGACCUCCGGCUUCUAGAGCGUGCCGAUCUUGUCCUUGCUACCCCUACUCAAUGGGAUGUCUUGUCCAGACAGUGGCGGAAGCGUAAGAACGUCCGGGCAGUGCAGCUUUUCAUCGCUGAUGAAAUCCAAAUGCUCGGUGGCUACGGAGGAUAUGUGUACGAGGUGGUGGUCUCUCGUAUGCACUCCAUGGCGCUGGAAACCGAGAGUGGCAUGCGUAUUGUUGGUCUGAGCGUGCCGCUUGCCAAUGCUCGCGAUCUGGGUGAGUGGAUUGGUGCCAACAAGCACACAAUCUACAACUUCAGCCCGCAUGCCCGGCCGGUGCCUCUUGAGCUUCAUAUCCAGUCUUUCACCAUCCCCCACUUCCCCUCGCUUAUGCUCGCCAUGGCCAGGCCAGCGUAUCUUUCGAUCCUUCAGCUAUCCCCCGACAAGCCUGCCAUCGUCUUCGUGCCUAGCCGCAAGCAGACUCGUUCCACCGCUAUGGAUCUCCUGGCUGCCUGCGCUACUGACGAUGAUGAAGACCGGUUCCUUAACGCCGAUGUCAAUGAGCUGGCGCCUCUCCUGGGCCGCAUUAAUGAACGAACUCUCGCAGAGUCACUCUCACACGGCAUUGGUUACUACCACGAAGCGCUCAGCGCGACCGACAAGCGCAUUGUCUCUCAUCUCUUCAGUAUCGGUGCAAUCCAGGUCCUCCUUGCCUCCAGAGAUGUCUGCUGGGAGCUCGAUCUCACCGCACAUCUCGUAGUUGUCAUGGGAACGCAGUUCUUCGAAGGCCGGGAGCACCGCUAUAUCGACUACCCUAUCAGCGAGAUUCUCCAGAUGUUCGGCAAGGCCUCUCGUCCUGGCGAGGAUAAGAUUGGUCGUGGUGUGCUCAUGGUCCCAGCUGUCAAGCGGGAAUACUACAAGAAGUUCCUGAACGAAGCUCUGCCCGUUGAGAGUCACCUGCAAGCCUACUUGCAUGACGCCUUCGUCACAGAGAUCAGCACCAGGACGAUUGGAUCAACUCAAGAUGCGAUCGACUGGAUGACUCACACCUACUUCUACCGUCGGCUUUUGGCCAACCCCAGUUUCUACGGUCUGACCGAUGUCAGCCACGAGGGCCUCAGCACUUUCCUGUCGGAACUGCUGGAGAACACGCUGAAGGAACUGUCGGAUGCCAAGAUCGUUGACCUGGAUGAGGAGGAUGACAGCGUAUCGCCUCUGAACGCGGCCAUGAUUGGGUCUUACUACAACAUCUCCUUCAUCACAAUGCAGACCUUCCUUCUCUCCCUGUCGGCUCGCACGAAGCUCAAGGGUAUUCUGGAGAUUAUCACAUCAGCUACAGAAUUCGAGUCGAUCCAGAUGCGCCGUCACGAGGACCACAUCCUGCGUCGCGUCUACGACCGUGUGCCUGUCAAGAUGUCGCAGGUCGCCUACGACUCGCCGCACUUCAAGGCCUUCGUGCUGCUGCAAGCUCACUUCUCGCGCAUGCAGUUGCCGAUCGAUCUUGCCAAGGAUCAGGAGGUCAUUGUCAGCAAGGUUCUCAACCUGCUGAGUGCUUGUGUCGAUGUUCUCUCUUCCGAGGGCCACCUGAACGCCAUGAACGCCAUGGAGAUGUCCCAGAUGGUCGUCCAGGCCAUGUGGGACCGCGACAGCCCUCUGAAGCAGAUUCCUCACUUCGGCCCCGACGCCAUCAAGGUGGCCAACGAGUACAACAUCAACGACAUUUUCGAGUUCAUGGAAGCCAUGGACCCCUCCGAGAACCAGGACUACGCGACCUUGGUCAAGCGCCUCGGCCUGGACAACAGACAACUGGCACAAGCCGCGGCCUUCACCAACGAGAAGUACCCCAACCUCGAAUUGGACUUCGAAGUCGAAGACCCAGAGAGCGUCACCUCCGGCGAGCCAAGCUACCUCAAGGUCAAGAUCGAGCGCGAAAUCGAAGAAGACGAAGAGCCCGACACCUCCGUGCACGCACCCUUCUACCCCAACAAGAAGAUGGAGAACUGGUGGCUCGUGGUCGGAGACGAGAAGACAAAGAACCUGCUGGCUAUCAAGCGUAUCACUAUUGGUCGCAAGUUGGAGCUGCGUCUCGAAUACAUCGUGCCUACACCUGGUGAACACGAGCUGACUUUGUACUUGAUGAGUGAUAGUUACGUUGGUGUGGAUCAGGCUCCUACGUUUACUGUUACGGCUGCUGAGGGAAUGGAUGAGGAUGAGGAUGAGGACGAGGAAGAUGAGGAGUAGAUGGAUUGAUGGAUAAAUCUCUUCGCCGUGGAUGAUUCCAAAUGGAUAUGAUUUCGU